ACCUAGCUUGAUCGUACAGACAGGGUUUGUUUACAGUUUACACAACGUGCUCCGAAGUCGUGACUCCAGACCUGCCUGAAGUUCGAGAGAUCUUAGAUCUAGAAAGAAUCUAGAGAUCUAGAUUAGAUUUCUAGAGAUCUGGUUGGUUGCAGCUACUUUUGAAUAUCCAAACGGUGGAAAUCAGUUGUGCACAUCAUAAAAAAAGAAGUCAACAUGCUUAGAUGGCAGUUUCAACGUUGUGGUGGUCAGUCCGGGCAAAGUAGAAAACGGUCCCUGUCAUCCCCUCAUAAAACAGAGGUUUCCACAUUUUCUAUGACUGAGGAGGAUACACUUGAUGCCCGUGAGGCUUCUUUGGAGGAAGAUGUUUUGGGCAUUGGAGAAAAUAUCGUGGACAAUUUGCCAGAGAAUUCCCAAAGAAAGCUGAAAAGAAAGAAGAAAAGAAAGUCAUCGGAGGAAGGAAAAAAAAAGUGGGAGGAUUCAGACGAUGAGCAAGCUAAAGAAUUUGACACUGUAACUCCCUCUUGGGCUGGAGCGUUUGAUGAUGAAAAGUCUGAUGACAGUGAUGACGAAACGUUGAAAGCACACAGCUACCACAGCACGGGUGUAUCUACCAAUCUUUUGUCAAGUUCUUUCAACUUCAAGCGGGUUACAGAUGGCAAUAAAGAGGAGCCAAGCAAGGCGAGUCUCAGAACAGUAGAGUUUCAUCCAAAAGCAACAGUUCUGUUAACAGGAGGGCCAGACAAUACAGUGCGACUUUUUGCUGUUGACGGAAGCAAAAACCGAAAGAUUCACAGCUUGUUCCUGGAGAGAACCCCAGUUUUCUGCACCCACUUCAGCCGUGGGGGAAGUGAAGUCAUCAUUGGCUCCAAGCAUAAAAGUUUUUACGUGUAUGAUCUUGAAGGAAGUAACGGGAUCACUUUUAGGCCAAAGGUGAAAGGCUUGGAGGUCACUGCUAUGUCCAAGUUUGUUGUGUCACCAGAUGAACGAUUUAUUGCAUUCUUGGGCACCUAUGGUCAUAUUCAUCUUUUCUCUCAAAAGAGUAAAGAAUUGAUUGAGACUCUGAAAAUGAAUGACUCCGUGAAGUCGGUGUCCUUUUCCAAAGAUGGAAAGCUCAUGUAUUCAUUUGGCUCUGAAGGUUUGGUGUAUGUGUGGGACAUGGACACUCGAGACUGCAUACACCGUUUCUAUGAUGGAGGCUGCAUUGACGGGUCAUGUGUUGCCGCUUCGCCAGACAACAGUUAUGUGGUGUGUGGAUCAAAGAGUGGCAUUGUCACUGUGUACGACAGGGAGAAUGCUCUGAGCUCACGUCACCCAACUCCUGUGAAGCACAUCAAGAAUUUGACUACCAUUUGCAGCGGAGCUCUCUUCAAUUCUCAGUCAGAGAUACUGGCCUUGCGGUCAAAAGCUGUGGAAAAGGCUAUCAGAUUGGUGCACUUUCCAUCUCUGUCAGUUCUGCCCAAUUUUCCUGAGCAGUUUGACCACGACAUGAAGAUGAUCCUCAGUCUGGACUUCUCUCCUUCCAGCGGCUACUUAGCUCUCGGGAAUAACAAAGGCCGGUGCUUGCUCUACAGACUGCAGCAUUACAACAAAUACUAGAGCUGCAAAGUUGACUUGGAUGCUUGAGAUGUGCUAUCUAUAAACACUGUCCGAGUUCUGGAAGUGGAAAGUGAUUUUGAAAAAUCAGCAAAGAUUUGCAUCCAUUCAGACAGCUACUUGCAUCAUGUCAAAGGAUGCGUCACCUGUGCAGUUGUAUUAAACCUGGUCUUGGACUCAUUUGAAAAGCAUUGUGAAGUUUAAAUCAUUGCAUCGUACGGCGCUAAUAAAGAUAUUUAUUGGAAAAAAGAG
Aplysia californica (California sea hare) is the source of this 1845-nucleotide messenger RNA. RefSeq names its product U3 small nucleolar RNA-associated protein 18 homolog. The record is from RefSeq and is a predicted model, not a curated record. The transcript has 13 exons. Gene Ontology annotation, cellular component: Pwp2p-containing subcomplex of 90S preribosome; small-subunit processome. Gene Ontology annotation, biological process: rRNA processing. Gene Ontology annotation, molecular function: protein binding. The coding region runs from base 214 to 1596 and encodes 460 amino acids. Lineage: Eukaryota; Metazoa; Mollusca; Gastropoda; Aplysiida; Aplysiidae.